Molecule: messenger RNA, 6309 nt
Organism: Dermochelys coriacea (leatherback sea turtle)
Lineage: Eukaryota; Metazoa; Chordata; Testudines; Dermochelyidae
Gene: CDK16
Product: cyclin dependent kinase 16
Exons: 18
Coding region: 246-1826 (526 amino acids)
Biological process (GO): protein phosphorylation; neuron projection development; exocytosis
Cellular component (GO): synaptic vesicle; cytoplasm; nucleus
Molecular function (GO): protein kinase activity; ATP binding
Source: RefSeq, a predicted model, not a curated record
GAGCCAGUCGCAGGGUGGGAGGUGGCCUGGACGGAGGGGGAGGCGCCGCUCGCUGGGAGGAGACUUGUGCGCACCCCUCCCCUCCCCUCCCCCCGCGAUCCCCUUUCUCGCCGGGCUCUGGGGGGCCAUGGGCGGCUGAGGGGAGCCGAGCCCCGGGCGGCCGAGCCGGCGGCCAUGGCUGAGGAUUACUGGGACCCGCAGCAGCAGCGCUGAGCCCCCUGCAGCGGCAGCCAGGCGGCCCCACCAUGGAUCGGAUGAAGAAGAUCAAGAGGCAGCUCUCAAUGACCCUGCGGGGGAGCCGGACGGCUGAGAAGAAUCUCAAUGAGCAGAUCAAUGUCGAGGAGAACAACAGCAGUGACACCGGCCUGGCGGGGAAGAGCGGGCGUCCCUGGGGCGCCUCGCGCAGCGUCUAUUCCUUCCUGCAGCGCCGGCCGCGCCCGGGCGUGACCCGCAGCCUGAGCGCCCACCUCGCCCGUGCCAGCCAACUAGAGAUGGUGCAGGAGGAUGUGAAGAUGGGCUCCGACGGGGAGAGUGACCAGGCGUCCGGCACCUCGUCCGACGAGGUCCAGUCCCCCGUGCGGGUCCGCAUGCGCCACAGCUCGGCCCGCAAGAUCUCCUCUGAGGACAUCAACAAGCGGCUCUCGCUGCCGGCCGACAUCCGCCUGCCCGAGGGCUGCCUGGAGAAGCUGGCAUUGAACAGCCCCUUGUUCGACCAGCCUCUCAGCCGGCGCCUGCGCCGUGUCUCGCUGUCGGAGAUCGGCUUUGGGAAGCUGGAGACCUACAUGAAGCUGGACAAGCUGGGAGAGGGGACAUAUGCCACUGUCUACAAGGGCAAGAGCAAACUGACCGACAACCUGGUGGCGCUGAAGGAAAUUCGCCUGGAGCAUGAGGAGGGGGCGCCCUGCACAGCCAUCCGCGAAGUGUCCCUGCUGAAGGACCUGAAACAUGCCAACAUCGUCACCCUGCACGACAUCAUCCACACAGAGAAGUCACUGACCCUGGUAUUCGAGUACCUGGACAAGGACCUGAAGCAGUACCUGGAUGACUGCGGCAACCUCAUCAACAUGCACAACGUCAAGCUUUUCCUCUUCCAGCUGCUGCGGGGCCUGGCGUACUGCCACCGCCAGAAGGUGCUGCACCGCGACCUCAAACCCCAGAACCUGCUCAUCAACGAGCGGGGCGAGCUCAAGCUGGCCGACUUCGGUCUCGCGCGGGCCAAGUCCAUCCCCACCAAGACGUAUUCCAACGAGGUGGUGACGCUCUGGUACCGGCCCCCCGACAUCCUGCUGGGCUCCACUGAGUACUCCACGCAGAUCGACAUGUGGGGCGUGGGCUGCAUAUUCUACGAGAUGUCCACGGGCCGCCCUCUCUUCCCUGGCUCCACCGUGGAGGAGCAACUGCACUUCAUCUUCCGCAUCCUUGGGACCCCCAACGAGGAGACGUGGCCAGGGAUCCUGUCCAACGAGGAGUUCCGAUCCUACAACUACCCCAAGUACCGGCCUGAGGCCCUGCUCAAUCAUGCGCCCAGGCUGGACAGUGAUGGAGCCGACCUGCUGGGCAAACUGCUGCAGUUCGAGGGGCGGAAGCGGAUGUCAGCGGCGGAGGCCAUGGGGCAUCUCUUCUUCCACUGCCUGGGCGAGCGCGUCACCAAGCUCCCAGACAGGCUGUGGGGAGCUGUAACUGCCCCCUGCCACCGCCCCCCUCUGUGUCUCCACAGCCACGUCCAUAUUUGCACUAAAGGAGAUUCAGCUACAGAAGGAGACGGGGCUGCGCUCGGCUUCCCUGCCCGACUCAGGGGGUGCCGCCUUCCGGGUAGUGGACACUGAAUUUUAGCCUUCGGGUCAGUGAACGGGCAGAACCGACGGCCCAGCUUACUGUUGUGACCUCGCCGAGCCACAGUGAUAUGCGAGGGGCGGGGACUGGACUGAAAUAAACCUGCCCCCAGCCGGGACUCUGCCCCUUUGGGUUGGACGCCGCCUUCGGGGAUGGGACUCCGGCCGUGCCCUGGGGCUGGAGGGGCCCGAUCCCCUUCUGGGGGUGGGGUGGCGCCGGCUGGACGGCAGAUGCCCCCCCCAUGUUGUUUAAGUUUUAUUUUUUCAAGGCAAUAUUAUAAAUAUAGAGAAAUAAUCUAUAGCCCCCCCCUUGCCGGGAGGGAUGGGCAUGGGGGGGCAGCCCCCCGGAGUUAUGUUUCCAUGGAGAUGUUUGAUUCUGCCCCCACUGUGGGGGAGGAGCCACAACCCCUCCUGUACCCCCCAGGUUGUGAGGUGGGGGGGUUGAUCCAGGAGGUUAUAUUCUGUGUCACUCGCCCCCCACCCCAAAUCCUCCUCUCCUGCCCCCCACAUCCCGCUGAGCUGUGGGGACAGAAGUCUUCCAGAUAUGGUGGGACUGGGGGGGGGCUGCUGUUGCAGAUGUGUGUAUGGGGGGCAGUGUACCCCAGAUGUGGUAGGUCCCUUUGCAGCUGUGUGUGUGGGGGGUCCCCGACAGUCUGCAACCCCUCCGCAUCCGAGUGAUGUGUCCCUGGGGAGUCCCCUUCCCUCCCCGAACCCCAGCAUGUCCCCUUCCUGCAGGGCUUAGCUCUGCCCCCACAUCCUGCUGGGUCGGCAUGUGGGGUGAACACUGGCUGACGCCAGUGAGUUCAUUGGGGCGACUGCCAGCUCCCCUUCCCCACUUAGUACUCAGGGCUCACUUGGGGCCAGCUGCACCUGUCUCCCAGUCCUUACUUUUGGUACUCGGCCCUUACUCUGCCACUACUCCCAUGUUACUCGGUCCUUAGUCUAGCCCUCUUUCUGUGUUACUCAGCCCUUAUUCCUGGUACUCAGCCCUUACUCCUACAGUACUUCCAUGUUACUCAGCCCUUGUUCCUACAUUAUUCGGCCCUUAUUCUUCCCCUACUCCCGUGUUACUUAACCCUUACUCUGGCCCUAUUUCCAUGUUACUCAACCUUUUACUCUGACCUUACUUCCAUCUUACUCAGCUCCUACUCUCAAGUUGCUCAGCCCUUACUCUGCCCUACUCAUGUUACUCUACCCCUAUUCUCAUGACACUCUCCUCCAACUCCCAUGUAACUCUUCCCCACUCUCAUGUUACUCGUCCCUUACUCAGGUCCUACUCACACAAUACUGUCUAUACUCCCAUAUUACUCAGCCCUUACUUGACCCCCUACUCAGAUGAUACUUAGCCCCACUCAGUCCUUACACUAAUGUUACUCGGCCUCACAUCUUAUUCAGCUCUUACUUGGCCCCUACUCAAGCCCUAGUCAAAUCUUACACAGUCCCUUGGCCCCUUAUUUGGCUCCUAUUCAAAUGUUGCUCAGCUCUCACUCACCCCCUCCUGAGAUCUUACUCGGUCCCACCACAACUGUUAGCCUAUAGUCAGCCCCUAGGAUGCUCCUGACUCAGCCCCUCCUCAGUCACUUCCCAGAUUCUCUGCUCAGUCCUUGCUCCCGUCCCUAAUCAAUACUUAGUCCUUAUUCAGAUGUUACUUCACAUCCUCUCACUCCUAACUCGGCCCCUAUUCAACUGUUACUCUCUACUCAGUGCUUAGUCCAUGCUCAGAUGUUACUUGGCCUGUUCUGCCCUCCCUUGAACAUUAUUCUGGGGUUCUGAGGCCCUACUCACCUGUUACUGCAGUCCCUGCUCAAACCUGACAGUCUUUAUUCAGACACUACUCCAUCCUUACUUGAGCUUUACUCUGUCCUGAGCUGGUUGCUCGCACAUUACUUGGUCCUUACUCCAUAAAUCCAGAAGGGGGUCCGAGUAACACGGGGUGAUCUGAAGUAACAGAAAUGAAAUUCACUAGGCCACAGCAAGGGGGAGUAGGAAGAAUUUUGACCUGGGUGGGCGGGACGCUCACAGGGUGACGCUGACCCCCCAGGGUGCCACAGCCAUGAAAAUGGCCGGUGCAAGGCUAGGACGGUGCGAGUGAGGAAUUUCCAUUGGAGACAGAGCCUGCGCCCAGCGCUGGCCACGUGUGUUGUAGAAAGAAGAGUUCAGGCUGGGCCCAGCGCAGUGAGGGUGGCUGGGAUGGCCGGGAGCGGGUUAGUUGACAACGCAGGCUGAGGUGGGCUCCCCGAUCUCUCUGUAAAUAUGUGGGGAGGACGAGGAGGGGCUGGAGCAGCAGUGAGGGGCAGAUGCCCUGGCUAGCGGGAUGCUCUUGUUAACUCAGGCCUGAGCUCCCGUGGUAGCAACACUAGCUGCGAUGGGAACCACUGGCCCGGGCAGCCCAUCCAGUCCUGGGCAUUUACUCAUACGAUACUUGGCCAGCCCCUACUUGAUCUGGUUUUAAUUUUUACCCAGUCUUCAGUCAAAUGUUACUCUGGCCAGACAUGUUACUCAGUCACUGCUCUGGAUUUACUCCAUCCCUACUCCUCUUACCCUGCCUGUACUCAGCUGUGAGUCCCUACCCAGCUCUUCUCAGUCUUAGCCUAGAUAGUGCUCUGUCUUUACUCAAAUGCUACUCUGCCCUUACUAAGUCUUAUCUUAGAUGUUACCCAGCCCUAAUGCAAAUGUUACUUGGUCCUUCCCCAAACAGUACUCCAUCCUUACAGUCCCAAUUUAGUUGUUGUUUAGUCCUUACUCAGAGUAAUCUGACCCUACUAAAAUGUUACUACCUCCUUACUCAAACGCUACUUGGUCCAUGCUGAAACACUACUCCAUUGUUUCUCAAAUAUUACUCAGUCCCUACUCAGUCUUACCCUUAGAUAUUAUUUUUACUCAAAAGUUAUUAAAUCCUUACUCAGUCCUGAAUCAAAUGUUACUUGGUCCAUACCUAGCCCUUACUUUGGCUUAGCUGAUUUGUUACUCCUUCCUUACUCAAAUGUUACUCGGUCCCUUUCCAGCACCUGCUCAGUCGUGGGUACUCAGUCCUUAAACACUACUCAGCUACUACUCUGUCCUUACUCGUUACUCAGGCAAAUCCCUCCUUGUCCCUGCUCUAGUCCAGCACUGCUCAGGAUUGGACCCUGCAUCCCCUUCCAGCUCCAUCCUGCAGCCCUCCGCCCCGCACUCCUUGAUGGACCCCGGCCAGGCUGUCCCACCCAGAGGGCUCUGUGUGCUCCUGGCUCCCCCUAGUGGCUAGGAAGGAUCAACUGCAGUUGGAAGGGCCAAGCCUUUAACUCAGGGGUAAAAGCCGGGGGUUUGAACCCUGCUGUGGGAGUGUCAGUAUAAAGGCGGACCCUAUAUCCCCCAGGCAGUACGCCCCCCCACCUCUCUCUCUAUAUAUAUUGUGUGUGUGUGUGUGUGUGUAUAUAUGUACAUAUCUAGCCUUUUUUAUAUGCAGCAUGUAGUGCUUGUGGGAUGGAAUGUCUUUCCCUGCAAGAGCCAUACCCAUAGUAAUAAAAAUGACGAUGCCCCCCCAGCUGAGCUGCAGCCACCUCUGGGGCGGGGCAGUGGGGAAUGGCCUCCCGUAAUGCUGCCCAGGGAAGGCUCGGCCGGCACUGCGAUGUAGCCAGCUCUCCUCGUGAAUCAGAAUGGUCCUCCCCCGUCCCCCUGUUCUCCCCUCUGCCCCCUGCACCGAGGCAUAAGACUAAAGGUGUCGAGGUGAGAGUCCCUGGGCGGGGUGGUGUCUGUUUUCUCUUUCUCUGCUGGGCAUCUGGCAGGGCUGGGGCCUGGGGAGUGUCAUCGAGAUGUUGUGGUGGGGGUGGUGCCAGUGGGGUGGGUCAGGUCUGGGAUCCAUUCCUGGCAGGUGGUGGGUUUUACUAUAGGGAACUGGAUCCCUGUGCACAGAGGAGGGAGGGAUCCCAGCUGUGAACCCUGCAGGGAGGGGGAAUCCCACAUCAGAUCCCUUCAUGAGUAGGAGGAUGGGAUCCUGGACUGGAGAGGAGGGCUAAGACCAGAUCUCUGGUGGGGAGGAGGGACAGAUCCCAGAGUGGAUCCCUGCAUGCAGAGGAAGGUGAUCCCAUAAUAGAUCCAUACAGGUGGAGGAAAGAGGGAUCUUGGAGAGUAGGGGAUCCCAGAGGAUCCCUGGCCAGUGAGGAGGAGGUUGCCAGAGUAGAUCUGUGCCUGGAAAGGGGGAUCCUGGACUGGAUUUCCAUGCCUGCGGGGCCCUGCAGUGUCCAGAGUGGAUUCAGUAGGGACAGAGCCCCCUCUCCUGCCAGCUGUGUCCUCCCCAGCCCUGUAGAUGGGGGUGGAGUCUCUGUGACAGGAGGGCUUUGGCUCAGCAGGCAAAGGGUUAACCUGCCUAUACAUAUCAAUGUUUGAGGGGGGAGGGCUGUAUCUGAGCUGCGUGGGAGACGGGGCUCCCUCGUUUUUUGUCUGGGGUGAGAGACUGUUCUGCGCUCAAUGUAUGGAAAUUAUUAAAGUCUCCAUGGAA